GAAAAGGCCUCUUUUGUCAGUUUGGUUUUGGAACAUGCCUCUUUGGAGUGAAACGUCCGGAUUCGUGCGUCCGUGCGUCACCUGACGUCGCCAUAAUGACUCACCUGUGGAGAGCAGGUGGUUUCAUAGUGAGCAGGAGAGUUCUGCCCAAGCUGACUUGUGGCCUUCACUGUGUGCGCAGCCUGCAGGGAUGCCUCUGAACGCAGGAGAGAGCGGCUACGGCAGCGCGCCCGGUGGGGGGCUGGCGGGGGCCGCGGGGGCCUCCGAGACUGCGCCCCUGCUCAUGCCGGAGCCGGAUCCGGAUCAGGAGCCGGGGCCCGGUCACCAGUGGAAGCCCAUGAGCAGGGAGGCUCUGGAGGCCGCGGCGGGGGGUCCGGGCUGGAGGAGGGUGCGCUGCUACCUGGUGGCGCUCUUCUGGCUGGCGUGGCUGACCAUGCUCGCCGUUGCCGUCGCCAUAGUGGUGGUCAGCCCCCGGCCGGUCGGGACGUCGCUCAAGUGGUGGCAGAGGACGCUGUACUACCGGCUGGAGCCCGACCUGUCCCCGGGGGCGCAGGCCCAGGGCCCGGGGGGCGUCGACGGGGUGUGUGAGCGACUCCCCCACCUCAGGUCUUUGGGUAUCGGGGCUCUGAUCCUGGAGGGCGUCUUUAUCAAGAGGACAUCUUUCUCCAACCUCACUGUCGCCACCAAAAACCUGGAAACACUGGCUCAGAUCCAACGCCUGCUCAUAGAGAGUAAAAAAGCAGAUCUCAAAGUGAUGCUGGAUUUCUGUAACGCUGAACCGUUUGCGCUUCAGGAUGUAGCAGGAGCUCCGGACAGGCAGUCGAACCACUCGGGAAAAGUCCAGCCUGCUUUGAGGUUCUGGUUGGAGCAAGGUGUAGCGGGUUUUGUCAUAUGUGACACAGAUGCAUCUUAUUCAGGAGAGACACUGCUGGAGUGGAGAGGUGUUCUGGAAGAGUUCAGCUUACAGGGGGAGGAAAGGAUUGUGGUGGUGAAACAGACCAGAGAUGUUUUGCAUCCACCGGAAGGAUCUGGCCGGAGCAACUUCACGCUGGUGGACGUGGUCAUGAAGUCCAUUCUGCCGUUCUCAGACGAACGUCUGUCAGCCCAGGAAGUGGCGAAUGCUAUAGAAACACAGCUGCAAACACAGGAGGAAGACGUAUGGCCAAGCUGGACUGUUGGAGGUGAGGCCCCUCAUCAUUUGAAGAAGUUACUGUUGGUGUUGAUGAUGACUCUGCCGGGGUCUCCUGCCUUCGAGCAUAACGUAGAGAACGGCCCCACUCAGAGCAAGCCCCUGGCAGGAGGGUUAACGCACGGGGAGACGAAUGAGACGGCAGAUGCUAACGGACGCAAAGCGAAGACCAAGAGUUCAGCAGCGGCCCUGUUCACCACUCUCAGCCAUUCCAAAACCAGGGAAGAAGCACUCCUCUAUGGCAGUUUCACCCUCCUGCCCUUCAACACCUCCUCAAACUUUUCUUCCUCGUCCAACUCCUCCUCUGCUCCCAUCCUGGCUUUCCUUCGCUCCUGGGGGUGCGUAGAGUUUCUCGUACUGCUCAACGCCGGGCCCGAGCCUCACCGCCUGGAUCCUGCCUGGGCCCCGAGCCUCCCUGAAAGGGGGGUGUUUGUGGCCAGCACGGGGAUGAAUCACCUGGGGCCCACGUCCCUGCACACACUCUCUCUGCAGCCCAACGAAGCCAUCGCAAUCAAACUGUUCAAGGCGGGGAACUACUCGUAGGGUUGGAGUGUUCGGCCAUGUUAAGAUGCUGCCAUGUGAGCUUUUGUUUCAGACUGAUACCUGAAAGCUUGUUUUUAAGUUUCAUAUGUGAAAAUAAAAUGACUGUGUGGC
Molecule: messenger RNA, 1843 nt
Organism: Menidia menidia (Atlantic silverside)
Lineage: Eukaryota; Metazoa; Chordata; Actinopteri; Atheriniformes; Atherinopsidae
Source: the annotation of a GenBank genome assembly